AUGAGUGACGAUAAAGUGAAAGAGGUUCGUAAAGAGACUAAGAAGGAAAAGAAGGAAAGAAAGAAGGAAAAAAAAUUGAAAAAGGAGGAAAAAGCUGACAAAGAAGUAAAUGAAGACACUAAUGACAGUGAAGAAGAUGACGAAGAGGUCAGUAAGGAAGAACAAGAGCAAAUCGAAAUCGAUUUAAACGCAGGUGUUCCCCUUUCCAAGAAACAACAACGUUUGUUAAAGAAGGGUAAAUUAAACUUACAAAGAUUAGCAGCUAAAAAUCCGGCCCCCAAACCAAUUUUAACUAAAGAAGAGGAGGAAGCCGAAGCUAAAAAACUGAAAAAAUCUCCAUUUGGUGUUUGGGUUGGUAAUUUAUCAUUCGAUACUAGUAAAGAGGAUAUAGUCAGAUUCAUAAUGGGUAAGACCAAUGACUUCAUAUCAAUAAAUGAAAGUAAUGAAGACGAUGAUAAAGUUAAAGUUGAAAAUAUUGAUAUUACUAGAAUCAAUUUACCUAAAAAGGGAACCAAGAUCAAAGGUUUUGCAUACUUGGACUUACCAAGUCAAAAACAUGUUAACACUGUUGUCUCAUUAAGCGAAUCAAUAUUAAACGGACGUAAAUUAUUAAUCAAAAAUAGUAAUUCAUUUGAAGGACGUCCAGAAAAAGACCAAAAUGAUACCGCUAGUUUAUCUAAAAAUCCACCAUCUAGAAUUUUAUUCGUUGGUAACUUAUCGUUUGAUACUACCCAAGAUCUUUUAGAAGAACAUUUCCGUCAUUGUGGGGAUAUUGUUAAAAUCAGAAUGGCUACUUUUGAAGAUUCUGGUAAAUGUAAAGGUUUUGCAUUCAUUGAUUUCAAAGAUGAGUCUGGACCAACCACCGCAUUAAAAUCAAAAUUAGCUAAAAAAUUAAUCAAUAGACCAUUAAGAUUAGAAUACGGUGAAGAUAGAUCAAAAAGAGUUCCUGGUCAACGUAAAAGACAAGCAGAAGAAGGUUUCGAAGACCAAAUAGAAGACUCCGCUCCUAGAACUAUUGCCAAAGAAAGAUCUUCCGAACCAGAUCACCAAUACUCACAACCUCCUAAAAAGAGAGUAUUCAGAGAACCUAAUCCGCAAAACAAUAAAAGAAUGAAAUCUUCCGUUGCAUUGGCCACUGCCCAACGUGCAAGUGCUGCAAUUGUGCCUUCAUCAGGUAAGAAAACUACCUUUGAUUAA
Messenger RNA from Hyphopichia burtonii NRRL Y-1933, 1197 nucleotides. It is a transcript of the gene NOP13, whose product is annotated as Nop13p. The transcript has a single exon. The record is from RefSeq and is a predicted model, not a curated record. The coding region runs from base 1 to 1197 and encodes 398 amino acids. Lineage: Eukaryota; Fungi; Ascomycota; Pichiomycetes; Serinales; Debaryomycetaceae. Gene Ontology annotation, molecular function: RNA binding.